UGUUACAGGGACACAUUGAGCCUGAUGACUACACCCUUACAUAACCUUCCACUGAGAUCUGGAUCACUAUUCAGAUACACCAAUCAAUAACCUAUCAAGACAUUACAUAGUGUUAUUCUGGUUUAUAACGGGAAGGGUCUAGGUAGUACCAGCCCCCCAGCCUAGCACCAGCUAGUCCACUACCCCGAAGCUAGCACAAGCUAGUCCACUACCCCGAAGCUAGCACAAGCUAGUCCACUACCCCGAAGCUAGCACAAGCUAGUACAACCCUUUAUAACCUGCUAUAGAACAGCCCCCUACUACCAGCCCCUAUCCUAGCCAAAUCAAAUCCAAUCAAAUUUGAUUGAAUAGCCCUUUUUACAAGCAAUGUCACAGCGGGGUAUGUGCCCAUGGAACUACACCUAAACUAACCUAGUCCAACACCCUAUCCUAGUCCCACCUAGUCCAGCCUCCUGAUACUAGCUAGUGCAACCUAUUCUAUCAACCCACUGGUAGAUGUGUGGAAGGGAAUCCUUCUGUGUUUGAAUGUAUUGGUACACUUCCGUCCUGAAUCAUUUGAACUGUUAUUAAUGAAGACCAGGACAAUGCUGUGUUAGAAACUUCCAUGACAAUCCACAACAAAGCGCCUUCCGCAACCCUACAGCGGGGCCCCCUGCCCCCCUUCCCGGCCGCACAUCUGUACUCUACUCCCUGACACAUUUCACUGAUUAACUCGCAGAUGCCGCACAACGCAGUGCUAUUUUAUUCCAGGACAUUUAACAUCCGGGCAUCGAAACAUGAGCAGCAAAGACGUGGAAUGUCACUUUUUUUUCCUCCUCCAGCGCUGUAAUGAUAUAGAGCAAAGAGCACCGCGAUUGGUGGAUGCAGAGAAGGAGAAAUGCAAAAGCAUCGAGGGGAGACGUAAAACAUAUGCGGCUUCAAUGACAACGACAAAGACCUCAACCGUCGGGCGCUUACGGUUCAAAAAUACGGAUUUCCCCACGAUCAGCGGUGCUGAUAAGAAAUAGAGCGACAUGAAAAUACACAAGAAGGACAAGCAGAUGCCCAGUGGUCAGAUCCUGAAGCACACUCCAGCCCCAGCAGCCUCCACUGCCCCCGACCACGCACAGACUCCAUUACCCAGAAGCACCCUGGGCUCCAAGGACCAGCUCCGCCUCCUAACCGGGACCACCAAUCACUGCAUGGCCCACGCUAAGCAUGCUGGGAUGGGUGAGGAAGGGGCCAGCCGGGGGGUCCCGUGCCCUCCUUCCUCCCCCCUGAGUGAGGAGGAUGAUGGGGGGGGAGGGGCGCGGGUGAAGAAGAAACGGAAGAAAAAAAACAAGCAGGAGAAAAGGGCAGAGAGGGAGAGCAAACCAAAGAAGAAGAGGGAGCCGAGAGAAGGGAAGGAGGUGCUUCCCAGGAAGAGCAAGGAGGCCCGGGGGGGCAGAGACCAGAGGGAGGUGAAGGAGGCCCGGGGGGGCAGAGACCAGAGGGAGGUGAAGGAGCGGAGGGAGGUGAAGGAGGUGAAGAGACCCGCGGAGGUCAAGCCCCCGGGGCCGGCCAAGAGGGGCAGGAAACCAAAGGUCAAAGUGCUUCCUCCAGUCCCGCCCCCUGUCCCCAGCCCAGCUCCAGCCCCGCCCCUCAUCCUGGUCCCCGUACCCGCCCCCCCCACCCCCAAACAGAGGGGGCGCAAGCCCAGAGAGCAAGGCGCGGUGCCGGUGGAGAAGAAGAAGAAAGGGAAGAGGAAAAGGGAGGUUGUGCCGGCGAGAGAGCGCGAGGCGGAGGUGGAGAGGGAGGGGGUGGAGAGUGAGGAGGAUGCUAGGGGGGGAGCUGCGGUCUUGGGGGGUGAGGAGAGCACAGACCCCCUGGAUAACACGAAGCGUCGUUCUGGCCGGCAGGUGAAGAGGAGGAAGUACAACGAGGAUGUAGACUUCAAGGUGGUGGAUGAUGAUGGAGAGACCAUCGCUGUCCUGGGCGCUGGACGCAUCCCUGCCCUCAACGCCGCUACCCUGGCAUGGCAGGCAGAGGAACCACCUGAGGAUGAAGCCAACAUCAUUGAGAAAAUCCUGUCUGUUCGAACAGUCAAGAAAGAGGGUCUGAGCCCAUCAGAGGAAGAGGCAGAGGAGUUCUUCGUCAAGUAUAGGAACUUCUCCUACCUGCACUGUAAGUGGGCCAGUCUGGAGGAGCUGGAGAAGGAUCCCCGGAUCCACCAGAAGAUCAAACGUUUCAGAGCCAAACAGGCUCAGAUGAAGCAUAUCUUCACUGAGCCUGAUGAGGACAUGUUUAACCCAGACUACCUUGAGGUGGACCGAGUUCUUGAGGUGGCCGUCACCACCGAUGCAGACACUGGAGAGGAGGUUACCCACUACCUGGUGAAGUGGUGUUCCCUGUCCUAUGAGGAGGCCACCUGGGAGCUUCAGGAGGACGUGGACCCUGGGAAGAUCCUGGAGUUUGAGGAAAUCCAGAAACUACCCGACCUCAAACAUGUGGAGAGGCCUCCUCCAGAGAAGUGGCAGAAGCUGGACAACUCGAGAGGUUAUCGCAACGGCAACCAGCUGAGAGAGUACCAGCUGGAGGGGAUGAACUGGCUGCUCUUCAACUGGUACAACAGGAAGAACUGCAUCCUGGCAGAUGAGAUGGGCCUGGGGAAGACCAUCCAGUCCAUCACCUUCCUGUACGAGAUCUUCUCCAUGGGUCUCCGGGGCCCCUUCCUCAUCAUCGCCCCCCUGUCCACCAUCACCAACUGGGAGAGGGAGUUCCGCACAUGGACGCCCAUCAACGUGAUCGUAUACCAUGGCUCCCAGAUCAGCCGGCAGAUGAUCCUGCAGUACGAGAUGUACCACAAAGACCCGCAGGGCAACCCCAUCGGCGGCGUGCUGAAGUUCCACGGAGUGAUCACCACGUUUGAAAUGAUCAUGGCCGACUGCCCGGAGCUGAGGAAGACCCACUGGUGCUGUGUGGUCAUCGAUGAGGCCCACAGGCUCAAGAACAGGAACUGCAAACUGCUGGAGGGGCUCAAGAUGAUGAACCUGGAACACAAGGUUCUCCUGACAGGAACGCCCUUGCAGAACUCCGUAGAGGAACUCUUCAGCCUGCUGAACUUCCUGGAGCCUCUGCAGUUCCCCUCGGAGACCAGCUUCCUGGACGAGUUUGGAGACCUGAAGACUGAGGAGCAGGUGAAGAAGCUGCAGGCCAUCCUGAAGCCCAUGAUGCUGCGCCGUCUGAAAGACGACGUGGAGAAGAACCUGGCUCCCAAGGAGGAGACCAUCAUAGAGGUGGAGCUGACCAACAUCCAGAAGAAAUAUUACCGGGCCAUCCUGGAGAAGAACUUCACCUUUCUGGCCAAAGGAGCGGGCCAGGCCAACAUGCCCAACCUCAUCAACACCAUGAUGGAGCUGAGGAAGUGCUGCAACCACCCCUACCUGAUCACAGGUGCGGAGGAAAAGAUCCUGGAGGACUUCAGGAAAGGUGUGAGCAGUGAGGCGUGGGACUUGCAGCUGCAGGCGAUGAUCCAGGCAGCAGGCAAGCUGGUGCUGAUAGACAAGCUGCUGCCCAAGCUACUGGCAGGGGGCCACAAGGUGCUGGUCUUCUCCCAGAUGGUCCGCUGCCUGGACAUCCUGGAGGACUACCUCAUCCAGAAACGGUACACGUACGAGCGGAUCGACGGGCGCGUGCGGGGGAACCUCCGCCAGGCCGCCAUCGACCGCUUCUGCAAGCCGGACUCUGACCGCUUCGUCUUCCUGCUGUGCACGCGGGCCGGCGGCCUGGGGAUCAACCUCACCGCCGCCGACACCUGCAUCAUCUUUGACUCAGACUGGAACCCCCAGAACGACCUGCAGGCCCAGGCACGCUGCCACCGGAUUGGCCAGAGCAAGGCUGUAAAGGUGUACCGACUCAUCACCAGGAACUCCUACGAGAGAGAGAUGUUCGACAAGGCCAGCCUGAAGCUUGGCCUGGACAAGGCCGUGCUCCAGGACAUCAACCGCAAGGGCAGCGUCAACGGGGUGCAGCAGCUGUCCAAGCUGGAGGUGGAGGACCUGCUGAGGAAGGGAGCGUACGGAGCUCUGAUGGACGAGGAGGACGAGGGCUCCAAGUUCUGCGAGGAGGACAUAGACCAGAUCCUUCAGAGACGCACCCAGACCAUCACCAUCCAAUCAGAGGGCAAGGGAUCAACCUUCGCCAAGGCCAGCUUUGUGUCGUCUGGGAACAGAACAGACAUUUCCCUGGACGAUCCUAACUUCUGGCAGAAGUGGGCAAAGAUCGCUGAGCUGGAGGUGGAGUCUCGGGCGGAGAAGGAGAGUCUGGUGAUCGACACCCCCCGCGUGAGGAAGCAGACGCGUCACUACAACUCGUUUGAGGAUGAUGAGCUGAUGGAGUUUUCUGAGCUGGACAGCGACUCAGAAGAGCGACCCUGUCGAUCCCGUCGCCUUAGCGACCGCAGCCGCCGCUACCUCCGGGCCGAGUGCUUCCGGGUCGAGAAGAACCUUCUCAUCUUCGGAUGGGGGAGAUGGAAGGACAUCCUGAGCCACGGGCGUUUUAAAUGGCACCUGGCGGAGCGAGACAUGGAGGUGGUGUGCCGAGCGCUGCUGGUGUACUGUCUACGGCACUACAAGGGAGACGACAAGAUCAAGAGCUUCAUCUGGGACCUCAUCACCCCCAGCAAGGACGGCCAGGACCAGGCCCUGCAAAACCACUCCGGCCUGUCAGCGCCGGUGCCACGGGGGAGGAAGGGCAAGAAGCUGAAGACCCAGCUGAGCCCGCCGGAGCUGCAGCAAGCUGAUUGGCUGGUCCACUGCAACCCUGAGGUGGUGCUGCACGACGACAGCUACAAGAAACACCUCAAACAACACUGCAACAAGGUGCUCCUGAGGGUGAGGAUGUUGUACUACCUGAAAGUGGAGGUGCUGGGGGAGGCUGCCACCCAGGCCCUAGAGGGCAUCCCCGCCAGUAAACUGGAGGUGUCUCUUCCUGACAUCGACUACAUCGAGGUGCCAGCUGGCUGGUGGGACGUGGAGGCUGACAAGUCUCUGCUGAUGGGUGUCCACAAACAUGGGUAUGAGCGCUACAACGCCAUGCGUGUGGACCCAGGCCUCUGCUUCCUGGAGCGGGUGGGCAUGCCCGACGCCUCGGCCCUGACGGGGGAGCAGGGAGGGGGGGAGGGGGGCUCCGACCUCAUUGACAGCAUGUGUAAGAGUGAGGAGACGAGGGAGGAGACGAGCUCCAAGGCAGAGGGAGGAGAGGAAGGAGAGGACACGAAGGAGGAGCCGUGCUCUAGCAGUGACGCCGCAGACAAGCCUGACAUUGUGGCCCCGGACUCCCUCAGUGUGGACCUUACCCAGGAGGGGGUGGAGUCUCAGUGUGGAGGGGUGGAGCCUCAGUGUGGAGGGGUGGAGCCUCAGUGUGGAGGGGUGGAGCCUCAGUGUGGAGGGUUGGAGCCUCAGUGUGGAGGGGUGGAGCCUAACUUCCAAGGCCGGCCCCUGUGGCCAGCAGGCCCCGCCCUCACAGCCCGUUUGAGACGCCUCAUCACAGCGUACCAGCGAUUCACCCGCCGCGAGCCAAUCAGACACGACUUCCUCUUUCAUGACGGGCUGGGGGCGGGUCAUGGACCGUUGGCGUGGCAACUGGGAGAGGAGCUGAGGCGAUGUUCGGUGGGGGCGGAGCCAGACCCACUCUUCCUGGAGUGGCAGAGGAGGUGGACUCGGAGGGAGCAGGCAGACUUCUACCGCACGGUGUCUUCGUUCGGGGUGGUGUUUGACCCAGAGAGGAAGUGCUUCGACUGGGCUCAGUUCAGAGCCCUGGCCCGCCUAGACCGCAAGACGGACCACAGCCUGGAGAGAUACUUCUACAGCUUCGUCUCCAUGUGCCGCACUGCCUGCAGACUGCCCCCUAGGAAGGACGAAGGCCCGGUUGACCACUCCCUCUUCCUGGAGCCAAUCACGGAGGAGCGUGCGGCGAGGACCCUGUACCGCAUCGAGCUCCUGCGGAAGAUCCGCGAGCAGGUGCUGCGUCACCCGCUGCUGUCGCCGCGGUUACAGCUGUGUCGGCCCAGCCUGUACCUCCCGGUGUGGUGGGAGUGCGGCAAGCACGACCGCGACCUGUUGCUAGGCGCCGCCCGGCACGGCCUGAGCCGCACAGACUACUACAUCCUGAACGAUCCCCAGCUGUGCUUCCUGGAGGCCCAUAGGAACUACGUCUGUAAGGAGAGAAGGCAGGGCUACCCGCCCCCUCAACACCCCCACCACCACCCUGGUCUGCCCCCUCCACCCUCCUCUUCACACCCUCACUGCUGCCUGUACGACCCAGGCCUGGGCCCCUGCUCCUCCCCCCAGCCCCCGCCUGAGUACCACCCCCCACUGCACCCGUCUCCUUCCCACCCACACCUCCAGGGAGCGCCAGAGGCAGGGGAGGCGGACCCCAGGGCCGGCCUGGGGAUGGUGCCUGGGGGUCGGGAGGGGAGCUACCUGGAGGAGAGCCUGGACCUGGCCUCGCUCCACCACGACCCCCUGACCUCUGACCCCGACGCUCUGGGGAAGAGCAAGGACGGCCUCAGCGGCUUCCCCUUUAACUCGGCCGCGGCCGGACAGAGCAUGCUCAACUCCUACGGCGUGGGGGCGGAGUCUAUGGCGGGGAAGCUGCGGAGCGACGUGCUGGUUGGCCAGCAGGGCUCGGAGGAGGAAACCGGCCUAUUGGCUCCCUCCGUGCAGCUCGACCAAUUGCAGGCCUCCUGGGAGCCCGGCGACCACGCUAGCCCCACCCAUCACAUGUUCAACGAGGCGGACGCCAUCUUGGGCCCGCCCACUCUGGAGGCGGGGUUUCUGGAGGAGGAGGAGGGGCAGGGGGGAGAUGGGGGUGGAGCGGAGGAGACGUUGGAAGACUGUCUGGGUCUCCCCCCCUCCUCCUCCCCCUCUCACCCCUCUGGGGGAGGGUCUCUACCCUCCAGCUUCAUGCUGUUCAAGGACAUCGGGGUGAGCGAGGACCCCAGCGUGGAGCCCACAGACCUGUCAGUCAGUCCUCCUCCCCGCUACAUCCCCCCUCCACCCCUCUCCCUCUCCCUCUCCCACAUCCCCCCUCCGCCCCUCUCCCUGUCCCACACUGAUGAUGUCACAGAUGCCUUGACCAGCCACACACAAGGGGUGGAGCCAGCGUUCGAGUUUGACAAGGAGGAGGAGCUGUCUGGCGACAGCCAGGGGCUGGAGGGGGAGGAGCCGUGUCUAGUGCCGGUGUCCCAUGGUGAGCAGGCUCCAGAUGAGGCCUACUCAGACCCCCAGGACCAGGGACUUGCCUGCGAAGACGACCCAGCCCAGGAGCAGCCUUACUCGGGGACGCUGGGGGAGACGGCCCUGGGGCUGGAGGCUGGAGAGAGCCCGGUGGAGCUGGACGAGGAGGCAAUGGAGGUAGAGCCCAGCCUUGAGGAAGGAGAGAUGGGGUGUCUACCCGGGGCCUUAGGGGCUCCACCCGGCCCAGGGGACGAGCCCUGGGAGGGGGGUGGGGCUCUGGGGAGCCCGGGGAACGAGGCAGUUCCCCGGUCUGAGGGUCACAAGCUUCUAGAAGGCCUGGCUGAGCGGAGAACCCUGGAGGAACCCGGAGAGGGAACCUCAGCAGAAGAUGUUGGGGGAACCUUCCUAGAACCCCUCCAGGAACAGUACCAGCUAGAACCUGAGGAACCCUGCGAUGAGCAGGCAGAACUUGGGAGAACCCUCACACAGCACACACCUCCCGCACACACCUCCCUCGCCCACUCUGUCUUUCCUCCAUCACCCUCCCCUCCCACACCCCGGGCAGAGGCGCCCCUGGCCCCGGGGAAGGUGAAGAACGAGCCCAGCCUGGAGGAGCAGAGCUGUGGGGCUCUGGUGGACAGCAGGCUGGGCCCAGGUGGCUUCCUGGGCCUGGACCCUGGCAGCACCAAGCCCAAGGAGGAGGAGCUCUCCCUGGGGCCCAGGCCGGGCCCGGGGCCCCUGGUCCUGGCGGUCAAGAUGGAGACCAAGAUGGAGGCAGGGGACUACCCUCUGAACCAGACGAGCGAGGAGCUGAAACCAGCCGGGUUCCCUCUGAAGGCUGAGGAGCCGGAGGAGGACAAGCCUGCUGUGGUGCUCCCUGGGAAGACUGACUGCUCUGAGACCAAGCCAGAAGGUCUGCUGUUUCCAGUCAAGCCAGAAGGAUUGGGUUUCUCUGUGAAGCCAGAGGGUCUGGGUUUCUCUGUGAAGCCAGAGGGUCUGGGUUUCUCUGUGAAGCCUGAGGGCCUGGUCUACUGCUUGAAGCCUGAAGGUCUGGUCUACUGUGUGAAGCCAGACUGUCUGGAGCCCAAGACAGAGCAGCUGGAGGCCGACAGCACCGUGCUCAGCCCCAAGAUGGAGGAGAGACGCACGCCAGGCCCAGGGGACAGCUACGUUGACCCCCCCAGGUAUACUGCCCCCUCGCUGGGCAUGUGUGACCUGCCCGACAGCCUACACGACAUCAGGGAGCCAACCAUCGCUCAGCUGCUGCAGGAGAAAGCCCUCUACUCCUUCUCUGAGUGGCCCAAGGACCGUGUCAUCAUUAAUCGCCUGGACAGCAUCUGCCACGCCAUCCUGAAGGGGAAGUGGCCGUCGUCCAGCCAGCAGUACGAGUCCCCCAGCGCCCUGUCGUCCUCCUGCUUGGGCCCCAGCCCUGGCCUGGCCCCCCACCACCACCCCCAGCACCGGCCGGCCUACCUGCCCCCCAGCCCCCGCCUCCAGCAGCCCCCCCCAGGGCUGGGCUACAGCCUGCCCCCGCCUCUCACCAGGCUGCCCAAGUACGGCCCGCGAGGCGGGGGCCCGCGAGGGGGGCGUGGCUGCCGUCUCAUAUCCUUGCCUCUGUUGCAGGAGCGCUUGGUGGCUCCGCCUUACCUGCCCGAGAUGAAGCGCGGCCGGCGCCCCUAUGACUACAACCCCGGCGAGGCCCAGGGCCACGCCCCCCAGGACAAAAUGGCGCCCGUGGUAGCUCCGCCCCCCUCCUCCCACCGCGGGGGGUCCAUGCUGAUCAACGGCUGGCAGGAGGCCGCCAUGGACCUGUCCAAGCCUGGGGAGCUGGGGCUGGGGGCGGACGAGGCCGGGGGGAACCUGGGGCACCACCAGGGGCACAAGUUGGGCCCGUCCCUGGGCACCAUGGGGGGGCUGGCGGGCGCCAUGCAAGGCUCCGGGGGCAUGGACAUGGUCGGUAUCCUGCAGGCAGGCCUCAUACACCCCGUUACCGGGCAGAUCGUUAACGGGAGCCUGCGCAGGGACGACUCCAUGCUGCGGAGGAGGAGGGGGAGGAGGCGGAACGUGGAGGCCGUGGACAUGGGGUUCAAGAGCCCUGGGGGGGAGGCGCAGGCCAGGGUGGAAGCAAUCAGCCAUUCGGUGGUGUCAUCCUCCACCUCCUCCCCCUCCCUCCAGGAUCACCUGCCCGGCCCCUCCACCUCCUCCCCCUCCCCCUCUCCCUCCUCCUCCCAGCCCCAGCCUCAGCCCCAGCCUCAGCCUCAGCCUGAGAUCGUGGCUAUAGACAGAGAGGCAGCCAGUAAAGGCUUGCUGGAGUGGCUGAGAUUGAACCCCAACUACAGCAUGGAGCUGCCUGCCUUCACACAGCCUGGAGCAGGCGUGCUGCAUGGCUUCAUGGAGAGACCGAAGCAGAGGAGACACCGCUGUAAGGACCCCACCAAGCUGGACGUGAACACUCUGACCGGGGAGGAGAGGGUCCCUGUGGUGCACCGGAGCACCGGGCGCAGGUUAGGGGGUGCCAUGGCUCCAGCCAUAAAGGAGCUCUCUCGAUGGCUGGAUGCCAACUCUGAGUAUUGUGUAGCUCCAGACUGGGCCGACGUGGUCAAACACUCUGGCUUCCUUCCGGAGGGGAAGUUCGGUCGCAUCCUGACGGAGCCGGUGAACCGUGACCCGGGCUCGCGGCGGAGGGGGCGUCGACCUCGCAGCGAGAUGCCUAAGCCCCUCCUCUCUGAGGCCCCGCCCGGCCUGGCCCCGCCCCUCCUCAUGAACGGCGGGCUGAUGGGCCUACAGAACCUACGAGGUGUCCCUGGCCUGCCAUUGGCUAGUCUGAUGGCGGGCUUCCCCCACGGGUUUGCCAUCCCUUCCGGCGAGGAUGCCAAGAACGGGCUGAGCAUGUUACCCAUGAUGCUCCACAGCCUCCCCCACGGUGCCUUGCCCCAGCACAUGUUCAACGUGGGCGGGAUGAUGUCACAGGCCCCUCCCCCGUCCAGCUCCGCCGCCAGCUCCUCCCCCGCUGCCGUGGCAACCGCCACCAGCUCGGCCGCGGGCUCGCCGUCCUCCACGGCCAGUAGCCCCGCCCCCCGCAGCUCUGCCGGGCCGGGCGAGGGAGGGGAGAGGAGGAGGGAGGAGAGGCUGGGGGAGGGCAGGGUUGGGGGGCCGCACAGCAUGGCCUCCAUCACCACCUCCGCCCCCACCACCAGCACCGUGACCUUUAACCCCUUCCUGCUCCCAGGGGUGUCCCACAGUCUGCUGUACCCCCACAUGUUCCUGUCCCCCGGGGGGCUGAUGACCCUGCCGGGCCUGCCCCCCCACGACCCCGCCAGCCCCCGUCGCCGGAGGAAGAGGGCCCCGCCCCCGGCCGACGACACCCCUGUGUUUGUCGCCCUCGGAGACGAGGAGGCGCUGGGGGUCAAGGGUCGGAAGGCGAGCCCCGUGCCGGACUCCCAUGAUGCAUCUGGGCGGGAGGCGGAGGAGAGAGCAGAGGAGGGGAGAAGAGGGGAGGACAGAGGAGCGGAGGAGAGAGGAGAGGAGGGGAGA
Hypomesus transpacificus is the source of this 10730-nucleotide messenger RNA. It is a transcript of the gene chd6, whose product is annotated as chromodomain helicase DNA binding protein 6. The annotation marks the transcript as partial. Gene Ontology annotation, molecular function: protein binding; ATP-dependent chromatin remodeler activity; ATP binding. NCBI's taxonomy places the organism in Eukaryota, Metazoa, Chordata, Actinopteri, Osmeriformes, Osmeridae. The record is from RefSeq and is a predicted model, not a curated record. The transcript has 41 exons.